AUGACACAAGCGUCGCUCCGGCCACCGAACCUCCAACCCCGCCCGAAGGCAGUCCCUACCUUCAGCAGCACCUCAAUAGGAGCAAUCUCCCGUUCCACAACACCUCAACUCUCUCGCCCAUCUUCCCAAAGUCGGCAUGUGUCUCCAGUACGGUAUACUACAACCACAGAUGUAUCAGACCGCGCAACGACCACUCUGAUACGCAGGGUACUUUGCCCACAAGCUCUUAGCGGCACGGAGAAAGAGCGACCAAUUGACGAAUUCUUACCACCUUUGACUAGCAGCAAUGAGGUCGAUCUUCAAUUGUACGCUAUUAUUGCUAUCAUAGUGAAAGAUCUGGUGCAGAGCUGGUAUGGCAAGAUUACACCCGAUCAGACUUUUGUUGAGGAAGUCGUCAAGAUCAUUGCACAUUGCACAAGAGCUCUAGAGAGCAGGAUACGUCUUGUCGAUAUCGAGAAUCUGAUCUUGGACGAGAUACCAACUUUAGUGGAUAGGCACAUACAAGCAUUUCGCGUGAGCUACGAUGAUGCCCAAUCGCAAGGCCCAUCAACGAUUUCCAGAACCAUCUAUCACAACCUUAUACCGCACCCAGCGCUUACCCCCAUUCCCAACCCUGCCGUACCAGGCUCCUUUGAGGAGCAAGCGAGAAACGAGUCAAACUAUCGACAGCUACUGGCGCAGGGUGCACUGGCCAUUUUGCUUCCGACGGAGGAUCUAGAAAAUGCCUGUCUCCGGACUCUGGUCGCAGACGUGAUUGCAGAGCCUAUUCUUGGCAUUUCGAUCGGCGGUAAGGUAUGCGAAAGCUGGCUCAUUUGGAGCAGCGUCACCAAGCUCGUGGAUACGGUCAAAGGGAAGGCGAAAGCAGCAGCUACCGAUGGAGGGAUUGACGUCGACACCCGAAGCCGGCUGCAAAAGUUUGGACUUCUGUCCGAGAAAGAGGAGAAGACGGCACGAAGCAGCGAGGAUGGACGAUCGUGGUUUUCGUGCCACUUCUGGCGUGUUCUCUUCUGGCGCAUUCUGCAGUAUAUCUAUCUGGCCGUCUUUGUCACACGAUCCAUCGUCGCCGGCCUCUGGGCCGCAAGCUCAGAGCCUCCACGGUCUUCUACCUUGCCGAAGAGCCCAAGGUCGGCGAGCAGGUCGCCGCAUGGGAUGUCCUUCCAAACCCACGUCGAGCCACGGCCUAUCUUGCGACUCGCGAUCUUCCCGCUGCUCUCCACAAUCGUCGACCUACCGCAUCGAAUGCCUUGGCUGGCUGGAGGUCUGGCUUUAUUACGACAUCAUCUGAGCCUGGGAUCGCUCCGCGUUAUUGGAGGUACGGACGCGAUAUUUGACCAGUAA
Bacidia gigantensis is the source of this 1338-nucleotide messenger RNA. RefSeq lists its product as uncharacterized. Gene Ontology annotation, cellular component: late endosome; extrinsic component of endosome membrane; early endosome. Lineage: Eukaryota; Fungi; Ascomycota; Lecanoromycetes; Lecanorales; Ramalinaceae. Gene Ontology annotation, biological process: endosome to lysosome transport; protein targeting to lysosome; early endosome to late endosome transport. The transcript is spliced from 2 exons. The record is from RefSeq and is a predicted model, not a curated record. Bases 1 to 1338 code for a protein of 445 amino acids. Gene Ontology annotation, molecular function: phosphatidylinositol binding.